Molecule: messenger RNA, 2622 nt
Organism: Adineta ricciae
Lineage: Eukaryota; Metazoa; Rotifera; Eurotatoria; Adinetida; Adinetidae
Source: the annotation of a GenBank genome assembly
AUGUCAGACUCUAUUGGUGAUAAUCAAAAAGUUUCAUCUCUUUCCAAAGAUAUCGAUUCCUUAUUAGACGAAUGCGACCCUGCAUCAUCAUCGAUUGACGAUCUUCUAUUCGAUAUCCCAGCGUUAACAAUACUUCCUAGUCUUGAAAGUAUUCUUCAUGAACAUGAUCCAACAUUAGAUAGUAUCUCUUUAUCAUCGUCGACACAAAAUCAAACUCUAACACAAUAUGACGAAAAGCCCGCGCAUAAUUUACCUCAGAUUCUAUCUCCUCAUCCAUCAUCCGCAUCAUUUGAUUCUUUACUCGAUAUUCCUAAUCAACCGCUUGAUAAUUAUAUUCUUAAAAUCCACCAACAGCAGCAAGACGCAGCGAGUACAGAUGAAUCAUUUGUGGAAAUACCUAAGCAUAACCAAAUCAAUCAUGGUUCUUUACUAAAAGUUAUCGAACUACAGACGAUAUCAAAUCAAUUAACACUUUGCAUAGAACGUACGAAUUAUGGAAAUCCGACGACGAUCGAUGUGUUCGUAAAUCGUUUCGCAGCAAUCGGUACCAGUAAAAGUGUUGUUCUUCUUUUCGAACAUCAAACUCAAAUAUUAAAACAUUGUUUGAAUAGUGAUAUAUCCAAUGGUGCUGUUUCCGCAUUGAAUUUCAAUAAUGAUGCUACGCGUAUCUUAGUUGGAUAUGCACGUGGACGUAUUCUAAUGUUCGAUUGUUCGAAUGGAAAACUUCUACGGAAUAUUAGCAAUGAUAUUCAUGCGCCAGACACCGCGAUCUUGAACAUCAAGUUUACUCACGAUCCAACUGCUGCUAUAUUUAGUGAUAGUGGUGGUAGCGUUUAUGUCUUACAAUUCACUCGGACUUUAAAACGUGGAUAUCAAUCUAAAUGCUUGUUUUCGGGUAGCCGUGGAGAAGUAUGUACAAUUGAACCACUUCUGUUCAAUCGACAACAAGAAUUAUUAACAUCAAAUACCAACGAGAAAAUCGAACAACAUCCUUUGAAAUCUAUGUAUUUAGUAGCGUUAGCAACAUUCACGAAAGUUUUUCUCUUAGCAUUGAAAUCGCAGGAUAACGUGAAAAUUUUACAUGUUCAGCGUCUAGUUGGAAGUAACACAACAUUACCUAUUCUCAAAUGGCAAUUUAUUAUUGUGAAAAUCAGCGACGAAAUCAAUUGUGUUAAUCCAGUACUGGCAGCUGUUCGCGAUAAACAUUGCAUUUUCUUCCAAAUUCAACAUGAACGCGACGAUGAGGUACAAAUAACGCAAUUAAAGCAGAUCACUGUCGAUUAUAGUAUCAAAUCUUUCUGUUGGCUGAACGCCAGAACUUUCAUCUUAUUCGACAUGUCCGAACGCGCACAUGUGAUUGAUCAACGUUCGGAAGAUCAACUAGAAUGUUUACCGUUGUCUCACUGUGAAUUGAUUUACAAUACAAUAUUUUUUAAAUCGUUGGCAACUGGUGGAAAUGUUUCGACAGCUUUUGCCUUAGCCGGACAAAAUGCUUGUUAUCAGACGUUAAUAUCGAAUCAAGGUCGAAUAUUUCUACUUGGAACACAUAUACUCUACGAGAUUCGUUUACGAGAUUGGUCAGAACGGCUGGAUUACUAUGUUGAAAACGGCAAACAUCAAUACGAACAAGCGCUCGAACUUGCUUACUCGAUGUUGGUGGGAAAAGCCAAAGGUUUGACAGGUUUACCUAUCGAUCCGAUCAAACGACGUCAAUGCAUUUCCGAUCGUAUGGUUUCACUGCUCCAUUCAUAUUUGAAAUAUUCGCUGAAUUAUGAAUGUCCACAGUCGGGUAAAAUUGAAUUACUUAGACAACACUAUCGAAAUGUUUUACCUCGUUCGAUUGAUUAUUGUUUGCUGAUUGAUCGAUUGGAUUUAUUAUUCGGUCUCAUUUAUGAUCUUUUCUCGAAAGAUUCAAUCGCACAUGGCAUCUAUUUACAGUGUUUAGAACCGUAUAUUUUAUCCAAUCGCUUCGAUACAAUUUCACCAAUUGUGUUGAAAGAUUUCAUUCAAUCCUACGUGGAAAAUAAUCAUUUAAGUCAAUUAGAAAACUGCCUAAACCGACUAGAUGUUUCAUGUCUCGAUCUCGAUCAAAUCAUUCAAAUAACGCGAAAAUACGAACUCUAUAUGACAUUGUUACAUAUUUACAGUGAAGCAUUUAAAGAUUUUACAACGAUUGUCAAAGAAAUUCUCGAGAAAUUGGAAGAUGAUUUUGCUCAAAAUCAGGGUAAAUUCAACUAUCUCAUCGAGCAAACUUCAUUUUACGAUUUAGGUGUAGGUUACAGCUCAAAAAUGAUUGCUAUCGGCAAUCAAGCAUUAGUUUUUAUUCAAACAACCUUAGUUGGUGAUAUUUAUCCAUACGGUGGCCGUCUUUCAUCUGAUUUAGCUAAUUUUGGACGUAACCAGAUUAUUGAUUUCCUCUCCUACUUACAUCCCCGUCAAACAGGUGGUUUGCUCUACACAAAUCUGCGCACAUUUCUUCAUUUCAAUACGCGAGACUUCUUUAACUUGUUAACAAUGGCAUUUGACAAUGAAGACUUCUUACACGAUGUCCAUACGUCCAAACGACGAGCAUUUUGUGAUAUUUUACUACUAUUUUAUUUAACUUUCUCUCGCGACAAUUAG